Messenger RNA from Hyla sarda, 10188 nucleotides. Its product is annotated as E1A-binding protein p400-like. The record is from RefSeq and is a predicted model, not a curated record. The coding region runs from base 457 to 9201 and encodes 2914 amino acids. Lineage: Eukaryota; Metazoa; Chordata; Amphibia; Anura; Hylidae. The transcript has 52 exons. Gene Ontology annotation, molecular function: ATP binding; ATP-dependent chromatin remodeler activity.
UACUCACAGUAGUAAUGGUGGUGGAUGAGGUAUCUGCAGCAAUAGCGGCAGCAGUCCAAAUACAGAGCUUACUUCACCAGACUAAGCACCCGCUGGCAACCUCAGGUCUCUAUUAUACUGGAUAUUUGAAAUCCCCGCCUCUACUCCAGCCGGGUGUGACGUCAGACGCCAUUCACGCGGCCGGAAGUGACCCCUGGAGGACUCCUGCGUCACCAGAAGUGACGUUGUACCAUAGAGUCCUCCGGACUAACGAUGUCGCAACCCGAAGACCAGCGUGCACGGGACCGGAAGGCAGGAUCUGGAGAUCUGCGAUCCGGCCCCUGUCACAUCUUGCCGGCAUAAACCCACCUAGGCGCCGCGAGGGGGAAAAAAGAACUGGAACGCUCUGGUCAGAUGUAAACCCAGUUAUUAACCUAGAUUAUAUUGUGAGAUCCUGGAUUGGGGGGUGGGGUUAUAAUGCCCCAUGGUAACAGUCCCCAAGAUACUCAGAAUCAGUCUCAGCCACAGAAGAGCAGCUCAGGGAACGAUGGCGACCAACAGAGGACUCAGAAAGCUACACCACAGUCUCCUGUUCCAUCAUUUGCACAGGCAAUCAGCUCUCCUGGACCUCAGUCACCCGGUUACCAAAUACAGCAACUCAUAAUGAGCCGGAAUCCAGUGGCUGGUCAGAAUGUGAACAUUACCCUACAGAAUGUGGGGCAAGUGGUAGCGGGAAACCAACAGAUAACACUCACAUCACUGCCAAUAACAAAUCCUUCCUCUCCUGGGUUCCAGUUUACUUCCCAGACACGCCGGUUUGAGCAUGGGUCUCCAUCCUACAUUCAGGUUUCAUCCCCAAUAUCUCAGCAGGUUCAGACUUCAAGUCCUACACAACCCAAUGCUGUGCCAAUCCAAGCAUUACAAGGUGUCAGAGCCACCACUGCUGGGGCAAGCUUGGGAAUGUGUAACCAGGCUACCACACCCGGUUUUGUAGAUGCAGGCUUGUUGGUGAGACAACUGAGUCUUGGUCCAUCUAGUACCGGACACUUUGUAUUUCAAGAGGGAUCUGGAAUCACACAGAUAGCACCUGGCACGCAAGUGCAUCUUCCAUCAGGAACUUCCACACCAGUCCAGACACAUACUCUGUUGCACUCCAAUUCGCAGACUGUUGGUCCUGUGCAUCAGUUUGGGUCACAGAACUCUGUAGCCACUGGUGCUGGUAUGCAGACUUUGGCUACUGCAGGCCAUAUAACUACGACUAAUAUACCAACACAGAUAAGCAGUAUUAUUCAAGGACAGUUCAUUCAGCAUCAGCAGGUUCUUCAUGGCCAGCAACUGGGCAAGACUCUCAGCUUUGACCGAACAUCUGGAGGAAUGAUAGCUGGUGUUGCUGGUGCCUCUGCUUUUGGGAUAACACAACAAACGCCAACAAGUCCAUCCCGAACUGCUGCUUCUCAGGGAUUUUCUAAUCUUCCUCUUACUCCAACAAUGAGCAGUACUGUAAAAAAACAGGCUAAGAAGCUUGAAGAGAUCCCACCAUCAACUGCUGAGGAUGCCCGCCUAAGGAAACAGUGCUUGGAGCAUCAUUACAAAGCCAUUAAAAUGCUGAAGGAAAACUACAAAGAUUAUCUGACAGAGUUGUUCUUUUUACAACAUUGUCAAGGGAACAUGAUGGAUUUUUUGGCUUUCAGAAAGAAACCUACACUUUUGCUACACAGUUUUCUAAGACAGAGUGAUCUUGAUCUAGAAGUGGAGGAGGAGGAAGUGGAAAAGAGUCCCGUAGUCAUCACUAUGCAGUCUUUAGAUGAUCCUUCAAGUCCUGCAUCUGAAAUUUUAAGUGCUAUGGAGAUCCAGGCUUCCUAUGUACAAAAAGAGACGUCGGCAGAUCCCUCACAGCUAUUUGAUCCCAUCCCAUCUGAACCUGGAUCCCAAUCACCAAAUGUGACACGUGUUGUAGCACAGCAGCAGCCAACUCCUGGUAAAAUAGGUUCCUUCUCUGCCACACUUGGGAUGCCACCCUCGCACCAGACUGUUUCACUAGGUAACAGACAGAAUCAACCAACAAAGCUUUCUGUGGUGCCAAACUCUGCCAGCUUGCAAACAGUGAGCAGAACUGCAGCUCCUAGAACACCUGUGACUACUGUUCCAAACACAGCUCAUCUAACACAGCAGCCACACUCGGAGUCUGUGAAAGCAAAGCCUCAGGCCUUUGGCACUCUCAUUCUGCAAUCUUCUCCAAACCAAAAUUCACAGCAACCCCAAGAAAAGCUGCUGGGUCAGUCAUCUUCCCUGAAAACUCCCUCUCAGUUGGUUUCUUCAUCAAAACUAGGCUCUGAAGAAUUAAAGUCUAUAGUUCCCACUCCCUCAUCACCUACUACGCCGACCUGCAUUCCAGACUCUAUUCUUCCCCCUGUACAUGGCUCACCCAAGAUGAUGUUGUCUCCUGGGGCCAGCAAAGUACUCUCCCCUUCCUCAUCAAAGUCACCUUUACAUUCCGGAGUUCAGGACUCUUCAGCAAUAGCUAUAGAAGACGUUCAGCAAGAAGUGUCCAAACCCCUAGAACAGGAAAACUGUAUCCACCAGCGAAUAACAGAGCUACGAAAAGAAGGCCUGUGGUCCUUGAGAAGACUACCAAAACUAAUGGAGCCUUCAAGACCUAAAUCCCAGUGGGAUUAUUUGUUGGAGGAGAUGCAGUGGAUGGCUGCAGACUUUGCUCAAGAAAGAAUGUGGAAAAUUGCCAGUGCUAAGAAGAUGGCAAGGACAGCAGCAAGACAUAUACUUGAGAAAGAACAGAUUGAUGCCAGGGUCAAGAAAGAAGCUGAAGACAGACUGAGACGCAUAGCAUGGCUUGCUGCACAAGAGAUUCAGUAUUUCUGGUCCAAUAUUCAGCAGGUAGUGGAGAUAAAACUUCAGGUGCAGUUGCAGCAGAAGAGGAAGAAAGUCUUCCAUAUAGCACAUCAAACACAAAAAGACCAGGAAGUCAAAAAGACAGAGUUACCAGUCAAAAUGAACACGCAUUUGGAUCCAGCAACCAUGGGGACUAUUUUAAAGCCUAAAGACUAUGACACACAAAAGCUGGUAGUUCUUAUCGACUCUCUGCUGACUGUGGAUGGAGGCAAUGCUGCCCAUAUGGGUGCAAGGAAACCGAAUCGUGACAUUGCAGAGGUGGCUGCUGCAGCAGAACUGUUACUUCCUCGCGGCAGCUCACGCAUCUCUGGAACUGUAAAAACCUCUCCACCACCAUUACUUCAUGGGAAACUUCGGGAUUAUCAGAUGAUCGGAUUGGACUGGUUGGCACGACAAUACAAGAAGAAUCUCAAUGGAAUUCUAGCAGAUGAAGCAGGACUUGGAAAAAAUGUCCAGGUUAUUGCAUUGUUGGCACAUCUGGCUAGUAGUGAAGGACUGUGGGGUCCUCACCUGAUUGUUGUACGAAGUUGCAAUGUUUUAAAAUGGGAGUUGGAACUCAAACGCUGGUGUCCAUCGCUUAAACUUCUUCUGUAUUUUGGGAGCCAAAGAGAGCUCAGGAGAAAGCGACAGCGAUGGGAUGAGCCCAACAACUUUCAUGUCUGCAUCACAUCCUAUAAGCAGCUGUUCAAGGGACUUCAGGCAUUCAUGAAGAUGAGAUGGAAAUAUUUGGUCUUGGAUGAAGUUCAUCAACUUCGCAAUGUGACCGAGAAGCAUUGGGAAGCCAUCUUCAAUCUACCAAGCCAACGAAGGUUACUUCUAAGGGACACUCCGUUACCACACACAUGGAAGGACCUGUGGACCAUGGUGCACUUUCUCAUUCCAGGCUUGUCAAGGCAAUACUUAGAUUUUCCAGUUAAAGAGGGUAGUGAUCAAGACCAGGAAUACAGACACACUAUAUCAAUAAGAUUACAUCGAUCUGCGCAGCCAUUUAUUUUGCGUCGGACCAAGAGAGAUGUGGAGAGGCAGCUGAAGAAAAAGUCUGAACAUGUUUUGAAGUGUCAACUCUCAAAUCGGCAAAAGACAAUGUAUGAGGAUGUAAUGAUGCAACCAGGAACACAGGAUUCCCUGAAGGGGGGACAUUUUGUAAGUGUUCUUCACGUCCUAACACAACUUCAGAGAAUCUGUAAUCAUCCAGAUCUGGUGGAUCCCCGUUCUGGACAUUCUUCUUAUGCAUGUGAAGCAUUGCAGUAUCAGACUGCAUCACUUGUACUGCGUGCAUUAGAAUAUGAUCCAUGGAAGAACACAGACUUAUCCCUGUUUUCUUUAAUUGGACUUGAGAAUAAAAUGACCCGUUAUGAAGCGGAGCUGCUUUCUAAACAAAAAGUUACAAGGAAACUGCUUCAGGAAAUAUACAGUCACCCUGAUCCUGCUCCCCGACCAAAACGGAAUAAAAUUAAACCCAGCAGUUUAUUUGAGCCAGUACUUUAUGGUCAAAAACCUGAGGGGCGCAUUGUUCCUUUUCCAAGUGCACCAACAACACGUUUAGUGACUUCAGCUACAACCAGUGUCACCCAGCAGGGCCAGGUCAAAAGGUCCACGCCAGUUACCACACCUGUCACAUCUCAGGGAACCAAAGCAACUACCACUCAGGAUCAGACUACUCAUGUCACAUUGGGGGCUCCUAGGCCACAAGCACCAGCAAGCUUUGCAGCAGCCACUGCAGUAAGGCAACUGACCCAUUCUCAGACUUCUCAACAUACAGUUCAGCAGAGUGUUCUAUCUCCAAGGCUGGUGCUCAGUUCUCAGGCCAGGCUUCCAAGUGGGGAAGUUGUAAAAAUUGCUCAGCUUGCUGCUGGUGCAUCCCAAGGACGAAUUGCUCAACCUGAGACACCAGUUACCCUGCAGUUCCAAGGAAAUAAAUUUACCUUGUCCCAGAGCCAGCUACGCCAGCUUACUGCCGGCCAGCCUUUACAGCUACAUGGUAAUGUUCUACAGAUAGUUUCAGCCCCCGGUCAGUACUUGCGUCCUCAAGGAUCUGUUGUCCUUCCAACUAUGCCACAAGGUGCAGCUGCAAAUGUUAUGAGAAAUCAGCCCCAAGUGGGAGCUUCACAGCUCAAUACGGUAUCCUCAGCAACUCAAGUAACUGCCAAAACCGCACAAACUGCAGCAGAGGCAGUAAACAAGUUAGCUCCUGUUGUGCAUCCUAAUGCUCAGGACUCCUCUGAAGACAAGCAUCAUUUGUUAAAAGAGCGCCUGGACCGCAUUUUCAUCUGCAAUGAGCGCCGUUGUGGCAGAGCUCCUGUCUAUGGGUCAGAUUUUCUGUCACUUUUCACUUUGAGGUCUGCUGACAUGUACCCUUCCAAUCUGGAUACACAGUGGAGCUGGACUGGCGCUGUGAACUGUUCAAUAUCCUCUCAGUCCAGUGAGAGUUCUAUUGAUCCACUGAGACACUUGAUUUUGAGUCCAGAACAAAAGAAAAUAGCCCUAGAACCUUUAGUUAAAAGAACACUGUGUGUGGUUCCCCCUGUUAUUGUUCCUCCACCUUUUCUUACGGUUCCGCAUCCACCUCCUUUGUAUACACACGACAUGAAGAUACUUAGUCUUAGACUAAGGCAAUAUGCAGCUCCAUACAUGCAGGAAUUGAGGGAGCAAACAGCACCUCAGUAUGUGCAAAAUCCUGACUUGCGGCUAAUUCAAUGCGAUUCAGGAAAGCUAGAGGCUUUAUCCAUCCUUCUUCGUAAACUAAAGUCUGAGGGACGACGCGUUCUGAUUUUCUCCCAAAUGUUACUCAUGCUUGACAUACUUGAAACAUUCUUGGACUUUAAUUCUUUCACCUUCUUGAGGAUUGAUGAAAAUGCCAAUUAUGAACAAUGCCAGGAUUUAAUGAAAAGUUUCAAUAGAGACCCUCGGAUUUUUUGCAUGGUCUUAUCCACCCACAUCCACUCUUUGGGAGUAUACCAUGUAGAAGCGGACACAGUGAUAUUUUAUGACAGUGAUCUAAAUCCUGUUAUGGAUGGGAAAACGCAGUCAUGGUGUGAUCUCAUUGGCAGAGCAAAGGACAUCCACGUUUAUAGGCUGGUCAGUGCCAAUUCUAUAGAGGAGAAGUUGUUGAGGAAUGGCACAAAAGAUCUUAUUAGAGAAGUGGCAGCUCAGGGUAGUGACUAUUCUUUGGCAUUCUUAACUCAGCAAACAAUCCAGGAACUUUUUGAAGUGUGCUCUCCACUGGAUGACACUGGGUUUAGAGUGAAAGCUGAAGAGUUUGUGUUGUUAUCCCAGGAGCCAUCUCCUUCUGACAUAAUCACCCCAAAGGUGGCAAAGCCAUUUGUAGAGGCACUGGGAAAGAUUGAGUUUGGACAGGAAGAAGAGGUAACAGAGUGUACUGAGCAAGAAGGUCCAAAGCCAAAUGCUGGGGUCUUCCCUACUAUUGAUUCUGAAUGUAUUGAGUAUCAUGAACCUUCCCAGCUGAAAGAGUUAUCUGACCUUAUGCAGCAACUGACUCCCAUAGAGAAGUAUGCUCUGCACUACUUAGAACUAUACCAUGCUCACAGUGUAGGAGAUGAACCUCAAGUCCUUGAGUUUCAGGAGAAAUUAAGUGUUGUUAGAAAAGAAUGGGACUUUAACCACUUGAAGGAGCUAAAGGAGAGAAUGCAAUGGGAAGCUGAUGAAAAUGAGGAGCUGAUCACCUACACACGGGAGGAUGCAUAUAAUAUGGACUUCAUUUAUGAUGGACCAGAUGGAGAGACGGAGAUAAUGCCGAUCUGGACGCCCCCCACUCCCCCUCAAGAUGAGAAUGACAUUUAUAUUGAUUCAGUUAUGUGUCUGACGUAUGAUGCCAACCCUAUCCUGGAAUCUAAGCUGCCCCCUGUUUAUGUGAGGAAGGAACGCAAAAGACAUAAAACAGAUCCAGCUGCUGCUGGUAGGAAGAAGAAAAUGCGACAUGGCGAAGCAGUUGUUCCCCCACGUUCUUUGUUUGAUAGAGCUGCUCCAAACCCGCUUAAAGUACGCAAAGAAGGCAAAGAGCAGAAGAAGAAUAUUCUCCUAAAACAACAAACACAGUUUGCCAAACCUUUGCCAACUCUGAUAAAACCAGUCAUGGAGACGGGGCCUGACAAUCCAGAAUGGCUGAUUAGCGAGGACUGGGCUUUACUGCAGGCAGUAAAACAACUUUUGGAGCUCCCUUUGAAUCUCUCAGUUGUGUCACCAGCACAUACACCCAACUGGGAUUUAGUGAGUGAUGUAGUAAACUCUUGCAGUCGUAUUUACCGCUCAUCCAAGCAGUGUCGCACCCGUUAUGAGAAUGUUAUAAUUCCACGAGAGGAAGGCAAACUACUGUAUGAAGCUAGUCCAAAGAAGAAGUCAGAAAACAUAUUCAAGAAUAAACCUUUAAGGACCAACCAGAUUUAUGCACAAGAUGAGGGAUUAUCCCACAGCCAGUUAUACACAACACGUUUUGAGAUGAUGAAGAUGACUGCUGGAAAGAGAAGUCCACCUAGCAAACCUCUGCUGGGAAUGAAUCCAUUCCAGAAAAAUCCCAAGCAUGCAUCUGUCCUUGCAGAGAGUGGCAUCAACUAUGACAAGCCUUUGCAACCAAUUCAAGUGGCAUCACAGCGUGCAGAUCGUAUAGCCAAAGAAAAGAAGGCUUUGGAACAGGUUCGUGCACAGCAACAGUCUGGCCCAUUACAGCAGCAGCCACAACAAAAUGGACAACAAGUAGCUCAGCCAGCAGCAGCACAACCAGUCCAGGCACCAGUCCAGGCACCAGCUCCUGCAGUGACUCAGGCACAAGUUGUCGUUCAGCAGCAACCUGCAACCAAGGGUCCUAACACAGCCACGGCUUCCAUAACAACUCCAGCACUUCUUACUGGAACUAUAAAGGCUGCUGUAUCUGGAACCUCCAUUGCUACUGGAACUGUUACAGCAAAUGUGCUUGUAAACACAGUGUCAGGAGUUGCAGGGGUCUCUCCUGCUACAUUUCAACCCAUUCACAAGCGAUUGGUAACUCCAGUGGUGACUGGUACAGUUUCGACAACAGUUCAGCAAAGAGCAGCAACAACUCCAACAGCUCCCACAGAGAUGGUGACAAUAGCAACCAGCCCAGGUGUGCGAGCUGUGACUGCAGGGACAGUUGUCUCCUCCAAUCUUACCCCAGUUCAGUCACAGGCCAGAGCCAUUGUCACCCAAGUGACAACAGCCUCUACUACUGGGGUUUCACUGGCAGGCAAAACAAUCACCCCUGCACAAUUCCAGCUUCUUCGCCAGCAACACUCGGCACAACAAGUCCAAGUGUCUCAGAUACAGGCCCAGGCAUCUCCAGGACAAAUUAAGGCUGUUACGAAGAUCUCUCAGGAGCAGCUUCUGAAGCUUCAGAAACAAAAGCUUCAGCUUCCACAACAGGUCUCCCAGACAGGAACGCUGGCUGGCACUACAGCACAAGUACAGGUCCAACCUGUAACUGCGUCACGUGCUGGAGCUGUUCUUACUGGAGCUACUGUGACAAACCUUCGCCUGCUGCAGGCUCAAGGUCAGAUCCAAGCUCAACCUGGGCAAACAGCUCAAGUUGCUUUGGCAAAGCCACCGGUGGUAUCUGCCGUUGUCUCUGGAGGUGUCACUACCCUUCCGGUUACAGUAGCAGGGAUCAGUGUGUCUAUCAAUCAGCCCCAAAAAGCAGCAGGGGGGCAGACGGUCAUGGCCCAGCCAUUGCAUAUGCAGCCAUUGUUGAAAUUAAAACAACACCAUACAACACAGUCCCAGCAACAGCAGAAGGCUUUACAGACACAGACCACAUUGAGUCAACAGAAGCCUUACCUUUCCCUUCAGAUUACAACACCUCAAGUGUCCACUGCAUCACAGCAGCAAAAAGUCACAUAUACCAACCAGCAAGCUAUUAAAACUCAGUUCCUGACAACGUCUUUAACUCAGGCACAGAAGGCACCUGGGACCCAGCAGGUUCAAGCUCAAAUACAGGUUGCCAAACUCCCUCAGGUGGUCCAGCAGCAAGCGACAAUUGCUACACUCCAGCAGGUUGUGUCGGCAUCACAGCAGAUCCAACCACAGACUGUGACUUUGACCCAGGCAACAGCUGCAGGACCUCAGCAGGUGCAGGUGAUACCAGCUGGCUCAGCAGCCGCCCACGUAGUGCAGCAAAAACUCCUACAGCAGCAAGUAAUGGCAGCGGCUGCUUCACCACAGCUUCAGGUUUCCACCAGCCAGGGAACAGUUCCUGUAUCAAUUGCUGCUGAUGUCCAGAACCAGCAAGCAAAGUUACAAGUCCGAACCCAGACUGUUAGGAUCAAACCCCCAACAAAACCGAGCUGAAAGCCAUUGGCUAUUAAUAGAUUGUAGCUCGUGAGCCUUUUCCCUCGGAAUGCCUUGCCUUUGGUAUAAAUCACAGACAAGCCGUCAAACUUCCCAUUGCCACGACCAGGAAAAUACUCUACUCGGGCGAAAAGGAUUUACUUGGAGGCUCCAGAUCUAGAAGAUCGGCCUGUUGUCUGCUUAUUACAAACGUAGAAAGAAUCGGAUCACGUCAGUCCCUUCUACCUCUUGCUUGGACCUUGUAAACAUGUACCGGUUGAAGAGGGGCUGAGACAACAAAUUUUAAAGUUUACUCCUAUUACUGUAUGAACAAAGCUUAUUCCGUAACAACAAUAGCACAACUUAUUGUAACGUGUGUGUAGUCGUAACCUACAUCUGCGUAUGGAAAGGUCUAGGGAGUUGUGUGCACACGACCAUAAAGUCAGAUAGGGGAGCACUCCUAUCUGCUGGGUUUUAUAGAAGGGGGGAAAAAAGCCAUAACUGGAAUAACAGGUUUCACGUGUGCGGCCUUUGCGGGUGUAAAUGCAAAAACAUCAAGGAACUAAAUCAAACUAACAAAAACAAAUUGUGUUUUUGCCAGAUUGCACCCAGUAGCCUCAUUCCAUUGAGGACUAAAAAAAAAAUCAGGUUAAAAUAUAGAGCUUGGGCUUCUUACAUAUUUUUGUACAAAUAUUAAUGAUCUAGGCCUAAAGACAUAUUCCCAGAUGGAGAAGGAAACGACUCCUUGCUAGGGCCACGUUUGACAGACAACAUAAUCAUUUCUUACUAGCAGUUCUGAACCUUUUGCUUUUCAGUGCACAAUUCCAUGUACGCUAAUAUGUUUAAAUGUAAUUUAUACCAAUAUUUUCUUAAAUGUGCAACAAUCUGCCGCUGUGUAUUUUUUUUUCCUGUACAGAGUUAAUUCAGUUUUAGUAAUAGAUAUUAUAACUCCUGUCAUGCAGGUUAAUGUCACGAAUAUAGUUAUAGUACAAUGUACUUUUCAACUAA